AUGGAGGCAAGGCAUUCAACAAUCGAAACAACAGCUCAAGGUAGUGCAUCUUCUUCAAAAGAAAUUCCCGAAGCGCCAAAAAAGAAAACUAAGUUGACACACUAUAUUAAGACUGAUGCAAACCCAAGUAUGCAGGUUAUGGUGUCUCGUAUGGCUGCAGUUGAUGGAAUUCCUCUUAGAACGUUCUCAAAAUCUCAAGAUUUAAAGUACCUUUUUGAAAAGACCGGCAACAAAUUACCCACUACUGCUGAUACCGUUCGCAACAUAAUUCUCAAAGACUUUGCUAAAAGGAAGCUAGAAAUAAUCAACGAGAUAAAAAUUAUACUGUUAGAUGAAAAUAAGUUUUCGAUAUCAUUCGAUGAAUGGACAUCCAUUAAAAAUAGAAGAUAUAUAGGGCUCACUUUACAUUCACCAAAUUUUGCAAGGGAUAGCAGUUUUCGAAAUCUAGGUCUCAUACGCAUUCACGGGUCCAUGAAUGCAGCCUCAUGCGUAAAAUCGAUUGAGGCCAAGUUGGACGAAUAUGGGGUAUCUCUAACAAAUGACAUCGUCGCUCAAACCACAGACGGUUGCAGCCUAAUGGUUGCAUUAGGGAAGUCCCUUAAGGGGUGCUAUGCUAGAAAACCUCCCCGUGGUGCACCCUGGAAACGCUGGCGAUGGCACUGUUUUCUCCUUGUUCUCUUGGAGGAGAGGAUUAUCGCCAGCAGCUAA
This is a messenger RNA of Arctia plantaginis, 708 nucleotides long. The record is from the annotation of a GenBank genome assembly. Lineage: Eukaryota; Metazoa; Arthropoda; Insecta; Lepidoptera; Erebidae.